Molecule: messenger RNA, 531 nt
Organism: Prunus armeniaca (apricot)
Lineage: Eukaryota; Viridiplantae; Streptophyta; Magnoliopsida; Rosales; Rosaceae
Source: the annotation of a GenBank genome assembly
AUGGCUGUUCACUUCACAUUAGAAGCAGAUGAGUCUCGCUUAAGAGAAGUCUGUGAGAGUUUCCUUGGACCUCCAACUGGGAUGGUGGAGGAUACACCUUUAGAUCCAAAGAACCUGGCAUGGGAUCCUUAUGUGCUUGGAAUGAGGAAACAUAAACUCUUACGAGAAGAUAUUCUUCCGGCAAUGGCUUCAAAUAGAAAAGUACAGCGAUUGCUUAAUGAAUUCAUGGAUCUCAUUUCCGAAUAUGAAAGCGCUGAAACAAAUCUAGAGAAAAGGUCUCAAACUUCACCAACAGCACGUCCACCAGCAGCUGAUCAAAUGGAAGCUGCUCCAUCUGGGACAAAUCAAAAGGACUCUGUCCCUGCUGCAACAGAUCAAAAGAAGUCUGUUCCUGCUUCAAUUGAUGAAAAGGACUCCUCCCAGUUAGCAGCAGAUAAAGAAAAUUCUGCUCGAGCGGCAGAAGAUACAGUUAUUUCAGAUCCACAAAUGAUCAAUCAAGUUAGUCUUGCUCCACAAGAUGCAGGUUCUUGA